UUAGGUUGUCACUUUUUAAAAAUAUUAGGUUAGAUUAGAUUUUAUAAAAUAGUUUUACAUUAUUUAUGUUUUAUUUUUUUGAUAAAAGAAUUAUUAAGAAAUCAGUAAACAAUCCGCUCAGCGAUAUUCUAUAAAUAAGACAUGUUAUGAUAGUACACAGAUAACAAUUAAUUAGUGACGACAAUAAUAUUACAAGUGCUUUAUUUUUCUACAAUACCCAGAGUCCCAGAGUAAAGUACUUUUCUGAUUUUCUAGCAGCUGUUAAUUUUUAGUAAUAACAUGUCUUUAAAUACACUAGCAAAGUUAAGCAAAGUCGGUGCCGAAAUUGCAGUAAAAAAUGCAAAUAAAAAUAUUCCAAUAAGAUGCAGUUCCAAGUUUGCACCAUUCAACUGGCAAGACCCAUUGAAUCUUGAAUCGCAACUAACCGAUGAAGAAAAAUUGGUAAGGGAUCAAUUUAGGUCCUAUUGCCAGGAAAAACUUAUGCCCAGAGUUAUAGAAGCAAACAGGAAAGAAGUUUUUCAUCGGGAAAUUAUGAAUGAAAUAGGCGAACUAGGUGUUUUGGGAUGUACAAUAAAAGAAUAUGGAUGUGCAGGAGUAUCCAACGUUGCUUAUGGUCUGUUAACACGUGAAGUUGAGAGAGUUGAUAGCUCUUAUAGAUCAGCGGUUAGUGUUCAAUCAUCUUUAGCAAUGGGUGCUAUAUAUUAUUAUGGAAGUACAGAACAAAAACAGCAAUACCUUCCAAAAUUGGCCAAAGGGGAAUAUAUUGGCUGUUUUGGAUUAACUGAACCAAAUCAUGGAAGCGAUAUAGGACAAAUGGAGACUAGAGCCAAAUACGACUCAUCUUCAAAAACCUAUAUUUUAAAUGGUAGUAAAACCUGGAUCACAAAUUCUCCAAUAUCAGAUAUUUUUAUCAUUUGGGCAAGAUGUGAUGAUUCAAAAAUAAGAGGAUUCAUAAUCAAUAAAAAAGAACAUGGUAAAGGUUUAGAGGCUCCUAAAAUUGAAGGAAAAUUUUCUUUAAGAGCUUCAACUACAGGUAUGAUACUAUUAGAUAAUGUAAAAGUGCCCGAAGAUCAUUUACUACCUAAUGCCGUUGGUAUGAGUGGACCUUUUGGAUGUCUGAAUAAUGCGCGAUAUGGUAUUGCGUGGGGAGCACUUGGAGCUGCUGAAGCUUGUUUAGAAAUUGCAAGAAAUUACACUUUGGAACGGCAUCAGUUUGACAAACCUUUAGCGGCAAACCAACUGAUACAGAAAAAGAUGGCAGAUAUGGUGACAGAAAUCUCUUUGGGGUUGAUGGGAUGCUACCAAGCUGGCAGACUUAAGGAUCAAAAUUUGCAUACGCCCCAAAUGAUUUCCUUACUAAAAAGAAACAACGCAGGGAAAGCAUUGGAAAUUGCAAGAAAUGCUCGUGAUAUGUUAGGUGGCAAUGGAAUAUCUGACGAAUAUCACGUUAUUAGACAUGUUAUGAACUUAGAAGCUGUUAAUACUUACGAAGGUACUCACGAUGUUCAUGCUUUAAUAUUAGGAAGGGGGAUAACAGGAAUUGCGGCAUUUUAAAAAGCUCGUUAAGUUUUAAAAAUUAUAUUUUUUAAUAUUUUUACUUGAAAAUAUAUAUAUUUGUUACCA
Messenger RNA from Diabrotica virgifera virgifera (western corn rootworm), 1623 nucleotides. RefSeq names its product glutaryl-CoA dehydrogenase, mitochondrial. Gene Ontology annotation, molecular function: flavin adenine dinucleotide binding; fatty-acyl-CoA binding; glutaryl-CoA dehydrogenase activity. The transcript has 9 exons. Gene Ontology annotation, biological process: fatty-acyl-CoA biosynthetic process; fatty acid beta-oxidation using acyl-CoA dehydrogenase. Bases 280 to 1554 code for a protein of 424 amino acids. Gene Ontology annotation, cellular component: mitochondrial inner membrane. The record is from RefSeq and is a predicted model, not a curated record. NCBI's taxonomy places the organism in Eukaryota, Metazoa, Arthropoda, Insecta, Coleoptera, Chrysomelidae.